This is a messenger RNA of Aspergillus homomorphus CBS 101889, 1524 nucleotides long. RefSeq lists its product as uncharacterized. The coding region runs from base 1 to 1524 and encodes 507 amino acids. The record is from RefSeq and is a predicted model, not a curated record. The transcript is spliced from 4 exons. Gene Ontology annotation, cellular component: plasma membrane; fungal-type vacuole membrane. Gene Ontology annotation, biological process: transmembrane transport. Gene Ontology annotation, molecular function: transmembrane transporter activity. NCBI's taxonomy places the organism in Eukaryota, Fungi, Ascomycota, Eurotiomycetes, Eurotiales, Aspergillaceae.
AUGGAACCCGGGAUCGAGAAGCAGGGAGGAUGCUCUUCUCUGCAGAGUGUAACAGUGACACACGAAGAGUCCGGAACCGAAAGUCCAUUCCUAGUCAACCGUGAGUCGAGAUAUCAACGAUGGGCGAGGGGCAUCAAAGGGCUUGAAACUCGCGGGGUCGAGCCAGUGCCCAUCGAGGAGAGGAUGAAGAACACCAAGUUUACGUCGUUUGAAAUGUUCCUUACAUGGCUAAGCAUGGGUAUGGCCAUCAACAACACGGUAACCGGAUCGCUGGGAACGCUGGUCAUGAAGCUGAGCUUCACCGAUUGUGCGCUGUGCGUAAUAUUCAGCACCCUUCUCGGGGGCCUGGCAAUUGGAUACAUGAGCACCUGGGGUCCGCGAAGUGGGAAUCGCACACUGAUUGUGUCCCGGUUCUUCAUGGGGUAUUAUCCCACAAAAGUAUGCUGCAUCCUGAAUGUGAUGUCGUGCCUCGGCACUGGGAUGAUGAGCGCGACUGUAGGAGGUCAGCUACUGUCCAAGAUAUCAGGAGGGGGUCUGUCGGUGAUAGUUGGGAUCAUCAUCGUGGCGUUGGCGAGUUGGACGAUGGCCACGUUCGGGAUGCAAAUAUUCCAGUACUAUGAAAGGUAUGCCUGGUUUCCACAGUUGAUUGUCUUCUCUCUCCUCACCGGGUCGGCUGGCCCACAAUUCGACUUCGAUAGCCCGUCGGUUGGGUCCACCGCGCAAGUCAACGCCAAACGGCUGGCGUUUUUCUCGCUAUGUCUGUCGAUUCCGCUAUCCUGGGUUCCUGUCGCUGCCGACUAUCACGUCUAUUAUUCUCCCGAUAUCAAGCGAUGGAAGAUCUGGACGGUAACUACUAUCGCCGCAAGCCUCGCGUUCACCAUUACCCUUCUGCUCGGUGCCGGACUGGGAAGCGGGGUGGCACAUAGUGCCAAGUGGAGUUCAAUCUAUGAUGGCACACCAGGAAGUCUGUUGAUGGCGGGAUAUGAUCGACUGGGACCGCUGGGGAGGCUGUGUGCCGUGGUCAACGUCCUGACGAUCGUGUCCAACAACGCGCCGGCUUCGUACUCGACUGGGAUGAACUUCCAGAUGCUCGGGAACGUGUGGCGCAGGUUUCCGCGCCCAGUGUUCACCACCGCCAGCACGCUAGUGUACGCCUCCUGUGCCAUUGGCGGCCGGGAUUCCUUAUACGAUAUCUUCAGGAGUGUUUUGCCACUGAUCGGAUAUUGGGCCAUUAUCUGGUUCACCAUCGUGGUGGAAGAAGACCAGAUUUUCAAUCGACGCCGAGGGUAUGACUGGGACGCAUGGAACGAUCGGUCGAGGCUUCCUGUUGGCAUCGCAGCCAGUAUUGCUUUUCUAAUCGGUUGGAUAGGAGCUAUCGUUGGCAUGGAUCAAACGUAUUUCACAGGCCCCGUUGCGGCUACGAUCGCGGAGGGAUGCGAUCUGGGCAUUUGGCUCGGAAUGGGCUUCGCCGCGCUAGCUUUCCCGCCCUUGAGGCUGCUUGAGGUCAGAUUCAUUGGUCGCUGA